Molecule: messenger RNA, 1900 nt
Organism: Numida meleagris (helmeted guineafowl)
Lineage: Eukaryota; Metazoa; Chordata; Aves; Galliformes; Numididae
Gene: HIBCH
Product: 3-hydroxyisobutyryl-CoA hydrolase
Exons: 13
Coding region: 20-1198 (392 amino acids)
Biological process (GO): L-valine catabolic process
Cellular component (GO): mitochondrion
Molecular function (GO): 3-hydroxyisobutyryl-CoA hydrolase activity
Source: RefSeq, a predicted model, not a curated record
CCUUCCGCGACUCCCGCGCAUGCGUCCACCCCGCCCCGUCUCACCCCUGCCGAUGACGGAGAGCGACGGCGCCGGCGGCCGCCAUGGCGGCCCGCGUGCUGAUGACGCCGCGCAGAAAACAUGUAAGCAUACUGAUUCUGCAGCUGAUGUUCUGUUGCAAAAGAAAGGAGGCGCAGGAAUAAUAACUUUGAACAGACCCAAGGUUCUCAAUGCACUAAGUUUUUCGAUGAUCCAACAAAUUUAUCCACAAAUAAAGACUUGGGAGCAAGAUCCUGAAACUUUUCUAAUAAUUAUAAAGGGAUCUGGAGAAAGAGCUUUUUGUGCAGGCGGAGACAUUAGAGCUAUUGCAAAUGCAGGAAGAGCUGGAGAUAGAAUGACACGAGAUUACUUCAGAGAAGAAUAUACACUGGACAAUGCCAUUGGCACUUGCAAGAAGCCAUAUGUUGCACUUAUUGAUGGCAUUACAAUGGGAGCGGGAGUUGGCCUCUCAGUCCAUGGACAUUUCCGAGUUGCAACUGAAAAGACAGUCUUUGCAAUGCCAGAAACAGCAAUAGGCCUUUUCCCUGAUGUAGGUGGAGGUUAUUUCUUGCCAAGGCUUUCAGGAAAGAUUGGCUAUUUCCUUGGACUGACAGGAUUCAGGCUGAAAGGAAGAGAUGUGCUAAAAGCUGGCAUCGCCACACAUUUCGUAGAAUCAGAAAAGCUACCUGACUUAGAGAAAGACCUGAUAGCAUUGAAAUCUCCUUCAAAAGAAAAUAUUGCGGACUUGCUGAACUCUUACCACAUGCAGACCAAAAUUGACCAAGAAAAGGAGUUUGUGCUUGACGAACACAUGGAGAAGAUUAACAGUAUUUUUUCCGCAAAUAGCAUGGAAGAAAUUGUUCAAAAGUUAAAGCAAGAUGGUUCUCCUUUUGCCAUGAAGCAGCUAGAGACUAUUAAUAAGAUGUCACCUACAUCCCUAAAGCUGGCUCUCAGACAACUCAGAGAAGGCGCUUCCAUGAGCUUACAAGAAGUGUUCACGAUGGAGUACAGACUGAGCCAGGCGUGCAUGAGAGGCCAUGACUUCUAUGAAGGGGUUCGAGCAGUGCUGAUUGACAAGGACCAGUCCCCCCGCUGGAAGCCUGCUGUUCUGGAAGAAGUCAGCGAUGAAUUCGUGGACAGUUGUUUUAAGCCUCUGGGAAACAACGAUCUCAAGUUGUAAAGAUCACAUCUAUUGACAUCUUGCACAUCUGCUUCAUUUUACGGUAUAAAAACUAAUAACAGAACGAUGAAGUUUGACGAGGCUCUUAGCCAGCCUGACUUGUAACUCUGUUUUUCGCAUUCGGUACCGUUCUCUUUUGUUAUGCAGCUGUAACAACAACGUGAUUAUAUCUCUGGUUAAUAAGGGGAAGAAUUGCUUCAAGGCGAAUAGUUAUUCUGACUGCUGUUAGACAAUGAUUAAUGUUCAGCUUUUGGCCUCAGCCGUUAGGGGGAACCUUGUGGGGAGACAGCACGGCUCAGGGGUGGCCUAUGGAGCGGGAGGUGAGGAGCCCACGUGUUCAUGGCUCUGUUGCUGGGCUGUUGAAGUGGGAUUGGGCCUCGGAUUCUUCUCUGUGCAAUGAAAUUAAGAAAUACUUAAAGCAUUAAAACAGUCAGAGCUACAGAGUUAAACAUGAGGCAUGCUAACUUCAUGGUGUUAAGCGGUCUUUUAAAUCAGAGGUCAGACUGACAUAUUAUUAUUAGUCUGAGAGCAAGGAAUUGUUCUAUUGAUUUAACAUUUGGUCUGUGUACAGCUUUGCUGCGCGACGCAGACAUUCUUUCAAAUGUCAUAAUAGUGCCAGAGCCUCGAGCACAUUUCUCUUUGCUUGUAAAACCUAUUUUGUAAAAACGCCAUUGAUUGAAUUGCAUAAUGAGCUUCUCAUGA